GGUCGGUUGCAAGAGGAAGGGAAGGUGGGCAGAGGGGCUGCUGGCGUCUGGUUGGCAUCCUUCGCCCACCCAGGCAGGCUGGUGGCCCCGGCUUCUCCAGCCUUCCUCCUGCGCGCCUCCUGCGCCCGAUCCCGGCUGGGUUGGGCUGCCUGCUGGCUCCCCCAAGCCAGGGCGAAGCCAAGAGGGUCCGUGGGAAGAGGGCUUCUCCCGCCAGCCAUGAGCAGGCACGGCUCGGGCUCGGCGGCGGAUCGCAACAAGGAGCCCAUCCUGGCCGUCCUGCGGGCUUACGUGGGCACCGGGCACCGCCUGCAGGUGCUGGAGGUGGCCUCGGGCUGCGGGCUGCACGCGGCGCAUUUCGCCCAAGCGCUGCCCAACCUGGAGUGGCAGCCUUCCGAGGUGGAUCCCCAGGCCCUGGCCAGGGCUUGUUCCAGGGAGCUGGAAAACUACUCAAACCCAAAGCAGUGAUGAUCACCUAUGGACCCUACGCGGUGAAUGGUUUCAUCACUCCACAAAGCAACGUGGAUUUUGACUACAGGUUAAGGCGGAGCAAUCCAGCUUGGGGUCUCAGGGACACCACUGUUCUGCAACAGCUUGCUGAGGCCAACGGGAUGCAGUUGGAAGACAUG
This is a messenger RNA of Thamnophis sirtalis, 626 nucleotides long. The record is from RefSeq and is a predicted model, not a curated record. NCBI's taxonomy places the organism in Eukaryota, Metazoa, Chordata, Lepidosauria, Squamata, Natricidae.